Molecule: messenger RNA, 1352 nt
Organism: Nothobranchius furzeri (turquoise killifish)
Lineage: Eukaryota; Metazoa; Chordata; Actinopteri; Cyprinodontiformes; Nothobranchiidae
Product: inosine-uridine preferring nucleoside hydrolase
Molecular function (GO): hydrolase activity, hydrolyzing N-glycosyl compounds
Source: RefSeq, a predicted model, not a curated record
UCUUCAAACUUCACACGAGGAAGAUUUUCCAGGCCAGGAGAAAACCAUGACGAAGAAGUUGUUGAUCAUUGACACAGACAGCGGCAUCGAUGAUGCUCAGGCCCUAAUGAUGGCCUUGGCAGCACCGGACGUGGAGGUUCUUGCUGUGACUUGUGUGUUUGGGAACACAGCGGCGGCAAAUGUGUGUCAAAAUGUUCUGAGGGUGCUCUCUGUCUGUGAGCGCCAGGAGAUUCCAGUGUUUCGGGGGUCUGCUUGUCCUCUGGUUGGAAUCGGUAAUCUGUUCAGUGACCAUUUUGGAGGAGAUGGACUUGGUGAUGUGAUGGAGUACAAAGAUCCUUUGUGGGAGGAGAAAAUCCAACGAGAGCAUGCCGUUAAUGCAAUGGUCAGACUGGUAUCUGAACACGAGAUGCAGGUCUCUUUAGUAGCCCUAGGUCCACUCACCAAUCUGGCACUGGCUGUCAGACUUGAUCCGUGCUUUCCUAAUAAGCUCAGAGAUCUGUACAUAAUGGGUGGCAACAUGGAAGGAAAAGGGAAUGUGACACUUUGUGCAGAAUUUAACUUUGCAAUGGAUCCUGAGUCGGCUUAUAUUGUUCUUGAGGAGUUCAUUUGCCCUACUUACAUUGCAUCAUGGGAAUACUCAUGCAGAAACGCUCUGACCUGGGAAUUCUUUGAAGAGCUAAUCCAUCAGGAUGCUCCAGCAGCUCGCUUCAUGAAGAUGAUAACGUCUAAGUGCUGGGCCUACUCCAAAGAGGCUUUGAAAAGUAAAAGAGACGUGUUUUUCGGGCCGGGCUUCGUCUCUUAUGAUUCCUACGCAAUGGCAGCUUGUGUUGACAGCAGCAUGGUGCUGGAGAGCAUUGAGUGUCCUGUUCGUGUGGAGCUGCAAGGUUCCAUUGCCCGAGGCAUGAUGGUUUUGGAUCGCACAAACCAACUGAAGAAGAACCACAGUGUAAAAAUAAUGACUAAAUGUGAUUUAACUAAGCUCAGUCGGUUACUGAUGGAGUCCCUCAGACAACCAUGCAAGAAAUAACCUUCAGUACCCUGAUGGACGUGCAGUUAUGGUAACAAUUGACAACCUCCUUUUAAGGUUUUAUUCAUCAGAAUAUUGUGGAAUUUGUCUGAUCCUACUACAUUUUAAGAUUUGAUCAAGUUUAUAUGAGUAUAAUUAGAAAAAAAACAUUGUCUACAACUGAUUAAUGUUGGGAAUUAACCCCAAUAAGAUGGGCCAACUGAUUUUAACAAACACAGAAAUGGCUGGCUCUCUGUGAUACAACUAUACAGCUAAACUGAGGUGUCAUAGUACCUAAGAGUCCUUUAAACCAUCAUUUUCUGUGAAAUCUUUUAAUGUCAAGUCU